AUGGUCACGACUUUUGCCCUCCUUCUUCUAUCAACUGCUAUAAUUGAAUCCAUGGCAGGAAUUCUAGGAUUUGGAAUUAUCUUGGCAGUCAGUUUAUCUAAGUGCAUCAGGAGCAAAAUAUGGUCUCCAUAUGAUAUGAUCAUGAUCUCUCUGAGUUUAUGCAGUGUCAUUUUGCAGUCCUGGACUAUACUGAAUUCAUUAAUAAGUGUAUAUUGUGGUUCCUCCUGUUAUGAAGGAAAUGCGUUUGUAGUUAAUAAGACAGUUUUUGUAUUUCUUGACUACUCUGGCUUCUGGUCUUGUGCCUGGCUUAGUGUCUUCUAUUGUGUCAAGGUUGCCAGUUUUACACAGUCCUUCUUCAUCUGGCUGAAGCAAAGAAUUGCCAGUCUUGUGCCCUGGUUGCUGAUCACAUCGUCGCUCUACUCCUUCACAACCGCACUUCCAUUCACCUGGGGUGUCUACAGCAUGCGCAACAACUUCACUGCUCCUUUAACCACGGCAAACUCUUCAGAAAUGAGAGUCACAAGGAAAGACACUGUGGUUUUAUUGAUUGUUCUCAGUAAUGCAGGCAUAGUUUUCCCUUUAAUACUGUCUACUGUUUCAAGUAUUCUCCUGAUUCGGUCUCUGUGGAUACACACCAGGAAGAUGCAAAGUAAUGCAAGUGGCUACAGGGAUCCCGGCUUAGAAGCCCAUAUGAGUGCCAUCAAGUCAGUCUGUUCCUUCCUUAUUCUCUACAUUAUAUAUUUUAUUUGUUUGCUCCUCCUUAUAAGUGAUAUUUUUUUACCUUUAAGCAUUGGGAAAUCCCUGUGUUCAGUUGUAACAGCUGCCUGUUCUGCAGGACACUCAGUGGUCCUAAUUUGGAGCAAUCCCAGAUUUCGAGAGGUCCCAGCUAGGAUUUUGCACCACGCAAACUGUCGUGUCAGAACUAGAUCCCGGUAA
Messenger RNA from Pipra filicauda (Wire-tailed manakin), 936 nucleotides. RefSeq names its product taste receptor type 2 member 40-like. Bases 1 to 936 code for a protein of 311 amino acids. Gene Ontology annotation, molecular function: bitter taste receptor activity; G protein-coupled receptor activity. Gene Ontology annotation, cellular component: membrane. Gene Ontology annotation, biological process: sensory perception of taste; detection of chemical stimulus involved in sensory perception of bitter taste; G protein-coupled receptor signaling pathway. The transcript has a single exon. The record is from RefSeq and is a predicted model, not a curated record. Lineage: Eukaryota; Metazoa; Chordata; Aves; Passeriformes; Pipridae.